Messenger RNA from Pyrus x bretschneideri (Chinese white pear), 2170 nucleotides. RefSeq names its product pentatricopeptide repeat-containing protein At3g62890. Gene Ontology annotation, biological process: RNA modification. The coding region runs from base 96 to 1811 and encodes 571 amino acids. The record is from RefSeq and is a predicted model, not a curated record. Lineage: Eukaryota; Viridiplantae; Streptophyta; Magnoliopsida; Rosales; Rosaceae. Gene Ontology annotation, molecular function: RNA binding; zinc ion binding; protein binding. The transcript has a single exon.
AAAAAAAGAAAAAAAAAAAAAAAGAGAGAGAGAGAGAGAGAGGAAUGCCAACCCCUAAAGCGGUUUGAAUUGUUUCCCGCUAUGCAGCGCCAGAAAUGCGAGCCUGCACAAACACAAAGCUGAUAUCCUCCACGCACCCAACCCUCCACCUUUCCCAUCCAACCCCCGAAUCCUUCGUUUGGAACACCCUUAUCCGAGCCCAUGUCCAAUCCACAGUCCCAUCCCAUCCUUCCCCACUCUCCGUCUUCCUCCGCAUGCGCUUACACGGAGUCGAACCCGACGACCGCACCUUCCCUUUCCUCCUCCAGUCCUGCCAUUCCCUCCCUCACAUCCGACCCGGAAAACAAAUCCACGCCCAAGUUUUUCUCUUUGGGUUCACUCACGACCCGUUUGUCGGCACUUCUCUUAUACAUAUGUACUCGUCCUGUGGGAGUUUGACGCUUGCCCGUCAAGUGUUUGAUGAAAUUACGCAACCAGACUUACCGUCUUGGAAUUCGAUUAUGAAUGCCUAUUCGAAAGCGGGAUUGAUUGGUGAUGCAAGAGAGGUGUUCGAUAAAAUGCCUGAGAGAAAUGUGAUCUCUUGGAGUUGUAUGAUAAAUGGGUACGUCGUGUGUGACGCCUAUAAGGAGGCACUUGCCUUGUUUCGUGAGAUGCAAAAGGUGGAUGCUGGUGGCGUGAGACCUAAUGAGUUUACCAUGUCGAGUGUGCUAUUGGCUUGCGGACGGUUGGGUGCACUUGAGCAUGGAAAAUGGGUUCAUGCUUAUAUUGACAAAUCAGGAAUGCAAAUUGAUGUUGUCUUAGGAACUGCGUUGGUGGACAUGUAUGCCAAAUGUGGAAGUAUUGAGAAAGCAAAAUUUGUUUUUGAUAGUAUGGGUCCUUACAAGGAUGUGAUGGCAUGGAGUUCAAUGAUUUCGGGACUGGCCAUGCAUGGUCAUGCUACGGAAUGCCUUGAAUUAUUUUCUGAAAUGAUAAAGCUCGGCGUGAGGCCUAAUGCUGUGACGUUUGUGGGUGUUCUUUGUGCUUGUGUACAUGGAGGUUUGGUGAGUGAAGGGAAGGAGUACUUUAGGAGGAUGGAUGAGGAGUUUGGUAUUAAGCCUUUGAUUCAGCACUUUGGUUGUAUUGUUGACCUGUAUGGAAGAGCUGGUCUCGUUCGAGAGGCACUGAAGAUGGUGCAGUCCAUGCCAAUGGAGCCUGAUGUACUUGUAUGGGGGGCUCUGCUGAGUGGCUCUAGGAUGCAUAGGGACAUCGAAACGAGUGAGAUUGCACUGAAGAAUCUAAUUCAGUUGGAUCCCACGAAUAGUGGUGCAUAUGUACUUUUGUCAAAUGUGUACGCAAAGAUGGGUAAAUGGAGUGAAGUAAGGCGUGUGAGAGAUCUCAUGGAGGUAAAAGAGGUCAAGAAAGUCCCCGGUUGUAGUUUGGUUGAGGUAGGAGGUGUUCUUCAUGAGUUUUUCGCGUGUGAUGAUUCGCAUCCAGAAACUCGAGAGAUAUACAUGAUGCUUGACGAGAUUAUGAAUAGGUUGAGAAUGAAAGGCUUUGUGGGAAAUACAAGUGAGGUGUUACUUGAACUAGAUGAGGAAGGAAAGGAGUUGGCUUUGGCAUACCACAGCGAAAAAUUGGCAAUUGCAUUCUGCUUUUUGAAGACAAGUCCAGGCACACCAAUUCGAAUUGUUAAAAACCUGAGGAUAUGCCGUGAUUGUCAUGAUGCCAUGAAAAUGAUUUCUGAGGAGUUUGGUCGGGAAAUCGUGAUCAGAGAUUGCAACCGGUUUCACCAUUUCAGGGAAGGACUAUGCUCUUGUAAAGACUAUUGGUAAAGAGACAAAAGUGUGCUGCAAUGGAAAUAAAGAGGCGAAGAAAGCUUUGAGGGGAGGGCUGUAUGAGGGCAUGGUGAUACGAGGAUAAAGCUGAAGGAUCAAUGGAAAACCCGACACAGAGUGCUGACGAUCGACUUCUUCCUGCUUGCCUCGGCUCGCAAGGAUUGUACUGAGUUUUCCUGGACGCUCGGAGUCGGAGUACUACUAGGACACAGACAGCUUGACAGGGGAGAGCACUUGGGCAUUUGUUUUGAUAAAAAGGUUAUCAGUCAUUAUCUAACUAACGCUCCGAUUUUGUAUGACAAUUAUUUAUUUAGCUACUAUUAUUAUUUUCAUUAAGUAUGGGAUUGAGCUCAUCA